Messenger RNA from Xyrauchen texanus (razorback sucker), 2177 nucleotides. It is a transcript of the gene ppp1caa, whose product is annotated as protein phosphatase 1, catalytic subunit, alpha isozyme a. Bases 419 to 1414 code for a protein of 331 amino acids. The record is from RefSeq and is a predicted model, not a curated record. Lineage: Eukaryota; Metazoa; Chordata; Actinopteri; Cypriniformes; Catostomidae. The transcript has 7 exons. Gene Ontology annotation, molecular function: protein serine/threonine phosphatase activity. Gene Ontology annotation, cellular component: nucleus; cytoplasm.
UUUGCUCUUCAACAACACGGUCCUUUUUAAAGUUCCGUAGACGAUGAGAGAAGGGGGGUUGUGAGGACACGGAAAAAGGGGGCAUUCUGAAUAUUUUAGUUGAUCGUAAGGCAUAAACGGAAUCUAAAGAAAUCUUGAAGGGUUAUAUUUUGGCUUUUUUUGUAUCUUUCUAACCGUUUCCUGGUUGGUGUUUAAUACGGGUAGGCAUUAGCUCGCGCCAUCAGGCUAACGGCGUUAGCAGCUAGCGACCAACCAAACGACAAAGGAAAUAUAGCCUGUCAACUCACAUUUCCAUAACGAUAUAUUUUAUACACGCUGCCUAUUUAGAUUUGGGCCUUAUUAUUAUUUACAAAUCACCAAGAAUAUCGAAAACGGCAGUCCCGAGCUGUUUGAAUAAACGCGAAAAAGAUCCACUAAAAUGGCGGAGCCGGACAAAUUAAACAUUGACUCCAUAAUACAGCGUCUCCUGGAAGUGAAAGGCUCUAGGCCAGGCAAGAAUGUACAGCUGACAGAGAAUGAAAUCCGUGGCCUCUGUCUCAAGUCUCGGGAAAUUUUCCUCAGCCAGCCAAUCCUGCUGGAGCUGGAAGCACCGCUCAAGAUUUGCGGUGAUGUUCAUGGUCAGUACUACGACCUCCUUCGUCUCUUUGAAUAUGGGGGCUUUCCUCCUGAGAGCAACUACUUGUUCCUGGGGGACUAUGUGGACAGAGGGAAGCAGUCUCUAGAGACCAUCUGCCUCCUGUUGGCCUACAAAGUCAAAUAUCCUGAGAACUUUUUCCUGCUGCGUGGCAACCAUGAGUGCGCCUCUAUCAACCGUAUAUAUGGCUUCUAUGAUGAGUGUAAGCGACGGUAUAAUAUUAAGCUGUGGAAGACCUUCACAGACUGUUUCAACUGUUUACCUGUGGCUGCCAUUGUAGACGAGAAGAUCUUCUGUUGCCAUGGAGGCCUCUCUCCAGAUCUGCAAUCAAUGGAGCAGGUGCGGCGUGUUAUGCGGCCCACGGAUGUGCCUGACCAGGGGCUGCUGUGUGACCUGCUUUGGGCUGAUCCAGACAAAGACGUGCUGGGCUGGGGAGAGAAUGACCGUGGUGUAUCCUUCACCUUCGGUGCAGAUGUGGUGGCCAAAUUCCUUCACAAACAUGACAUGGACCUAAUAUGCAGGGCACAUCAGGUGGUGGAGGACGGUUAUGAGUUUUUUGCUAAGAGACAGUUAGUCACUCUGUUCUCUGCUCCUAACUACUGUGGCGAGUUUGAUAAUGCUGGAGCCAUGAUGAGUGUAGAUGAAACACUCAUGUGUUCUUUCCAGAUCCUUAAACCAGCCGAUAAGAAGCUGUACUAUGGAGGAGGAGGUGGAAUGGGUUCGGGUCGUCCAGUAACCCCACCGCGAAAUUCAGCCAAGGGCGGAAAAGCCAAGAAAUAACACCUGCUAUAUAACCCCUCAACUUCCCCAAUUCCGAAAAUCUCUGUUCUUACACCACAAUCUUUCUCUACCUCCCUUCUUUCUUUCCGUCUCCAAACGGCUAUAAAGCAAAACAGUACCCAGGGUUGAAGUCCUUUUAUGGUCUUUCUUUUACUUUUCCUCAUGUAACUUUUCAAAGGUGUGUGUUUAUAUAUGAGACUGCUUGUGUGAGUGUCUGUUAUGUUUGUUACACUUUGUAUUUGUCUUUCCACCCAUCUCUCCCCUCCACCGCUCAUUGCACCGUCUCCCCACCUGUCUCUCUGUGAGGGAGCCUCCAAAGAAGCCUCCAUAUGAAUGCCCAGUCAGGCUCUGGGAAAGCGUGAGAUAGACAGAGGGGGUUGAGAGCAUUUAGUUUUUGAGAGGCAUGGGUGAGGCCCUCACUGUUUAUGUCCUGGCCCCUGAAUCAUUUAAGGCUAAACGCAGAACUGCACAUCCUCCAUUAGUUAGAGAGCCAGUCUGAGUGAAAUGUAAUGCAUUUAUUUACACGUGUACACACAUGCAGGGAGCAUGGAUGUGCAGAGAAAGUGUGAGGUAGAGAGAGACUGUCACAGGUGCAUAUUUUCCAUUUAGAGAUCCAGUGAUUUAAAAAAAAAAAAUCAUGUUGGAACUUUUUACUUUUUUUGUAGAUGGAACACAAAAGCUUUGAAAUUCUUUGCUUACUAUGUGUGUUUUUUUAGUGUCUUUUUUUGAAAGACAAUUGUCAAUAAAGAGAACUUUAUUUAAA